AUGAUACACUGGAGCAAGGCUCUGGGCUUUUCGGAUCGAUUGAAAACUAUUCAGUCUCUGACCACUGCAUACCAGCAAACGUCAUCCUUCGCCGCCUUUGAGGAAGCUCAGACACAGGCAAGAAAAAUCGAGCGUGCAGCUUAUGAUCAAGCCCAAUCAAAGGACGAGUACUACCAACUAUGUCAGAAUGCAAUAGACGCAGCAGAGCCUGCUGGGUUAGAAUCGUCCCAAACUGCUGCUGCUGCUGCUCAGUCAGAUGAUGAUACAGCAGACAGGAAUUGGACGACAGGCGAGACUCUCGGUCCAUACCGAUUAUGCGCUCAUCAUUUUGAUGGCCUUCAUUCCACCGUCUUCAAAUCGAAGGAUGAGGCAGGGACACUCGUUGCCCUGAAAGUUACAACACCCCAUCUUCUCGAACAACCCCAUGUGGCUAAACGGGAAGCUCAGCUUUUGCGAGAGUCUGCCAGUCCUAACGUAAUAGCUUUAUUGAAUACAUUCAGGCUGGAUGAGGGACGAUUCGUCCUCGUGUUUCCUUUCAAGCAGUACGAUCUUGAGACUCUGCUGCGUCGCGACAUGGUAACCGCAGUACAAACGAGAUCGAUUCUACGUGAUAUGUUUAGCGCAUUGGAAUUUAUUCACAAAUUAGGCAUCAUACAUCGGGAUGUCAAACCAUCGAAUAUUUUACUUGAUUCUCCCGAAGGACCGGCCUUCCUGGCGGACUUUGGGAUCUCUUGGAAAGAGGGCAGUCUAGGGGCUGAGUCAGCUGAUAAGAAGAUCACCGAUGUAGGGACAACGUGCUAUCGAUCCCCAGAGGUUUUGUUUGGGUUUAAAGGGUACGGAAAUGCCCUUGAUAUGUGGGCGGCCGGUUGUGUGGUUGCAGAGGCUGUGGUCGUGGGACAUAAGCAACUCUUUGAUUCGGGCCCUCUUGGAAGUGACCUGUCCCUCAUUCAGUCUAUAUUCACCACCUUGGGCACCCCUGAUGAAGAGAGUUGGCCCGAGACGAACAAACUCCCAGAUUGGGGAAAGAUAGAGUUCUACAAAUAUCCCGCUAAACCGUGGGAUGGGAUCCUGAUGGGUGCGUCUUCGAACGGCCGGGACCUUGUGAGCCAGUUGGUUCGUUAUGAGAGCCGCCAGCGUAUAUCUGCUGCAGUGGCUCUCAGACACCCCUAUUUUUCGGCCUGCUGA
This is a messenger RNA of Aspergillus ochraceoroseus IBT 24754, 1185 nucleotides long. RefSeq names its product putative cell division protein kinase (Ctk1). Gene Ontology annotation, molecular function: cyclin-dependent protein serine/threonine kinase activity; transcription coregulator activity; ATP binding. The transcript is spliced from 5 exons. Lineage: Eukaryota; Fungi; Ascomycota; Eurotiomycetes; Eurotiales; Aspergillaceae. Gene Ontology annotation, biological process: protein phosphorylation. The record is from RefSeq and is a predicted model, not a curated record. Gene Ontology annotation, cellular component: cytoplasm; nucleus. The coding region runs from base 1 to 1185 and encodes 394 amino acids.